This is a messenger RNA of Tympanuchus pallidicinctus (lesser prairie-chicken), 7450 nucleotides long. RefSeq names its product zinc finger and BTB domain containing 42 (gene ZBTB42). Bases 16 to 1842 code for a protein of 608 amino acids. Gene Ontology annotation, molecular function: RNA polymerase II cis-regulatory region sequence-specific DNA binding; DNA-binding transcription factor activity, RNA polymerase II-specific; protein binding. Gene Ontology annotation, biological process: regulation of transcription by RNA polymerase II. NCBI's taxonomy places the organism in Eukaryota, Metazoa, Chordata, Aves, Galliformes, Phasianidae. The record is from RefSeq and is a predicted model, not a curated record. The transcript is spliced from 2 exons. Gene Ontology annotation, cellular component: nucleus.
UGGUAAACCUGAUGCAUGAAGAUAUAUUGGAAAAGACACACCGCAGCGCUCCCAGGGCGCACCGCUCCGCGCUCCUUCCGCGGGGCUGCGUCGGAGUUGGGAGCGGGACGGCCAACGCUGCGGCCGGGCGGGGAGGAAGGGAGGAGGAGGAGGAGGAGGAGGAGAAAGAGCAGGAGGAGGGAGCAGCCGGCAGCACGCACCGGCCGCCGGAGCUGGCCGGGCCGGCGGGGGCUAUUGUGUGCACCAGCCGGGGCCGCGCACACACACACAGACACGCUCCCACACACGCACUCACUCACACCCGCGGCUCGGAAGGAAAGUAUCGCGAGAGCGGCCGGCGAACAACCUGCUCCGCAGCCCCGCCGGCCCCGCGCCGCGCCCGCGGAGCGCCGCGCACCGCGCACAUGCGGCCGCACAGCCCCGCCGCCGCCCGCCGGUUAUGAAGGAAGAAUGGAGUUUCCAGACCAUAGCCGCCAGUUGCUGCAGUGUCUGAGUCAGCAGCGUCACCAGGGCUUCCUGUGUGACUGUACUGUGUUGGUUGGAGAAGCUCAGUUCCGAGCGCACAGAGCCGUCCUCGCCUCUUGCAGCAUGUACUUCCAUCUUUUCUACAGGGACCAGUUAGACAAAAGGGAUAUUGUGCAUCUGAACAGUGACAUUGUCACGGCCCCUGCCUUCAGCCUGCUGCUCGAAUUCAUGUACGAGGGAAAGCUGGAGUUCCACAGCCUCCCGGUGGAAGAUGUGCUGGCCGCCGCCAGCUACCUCCACAUGUAUGACAUUGUGAAAGUCUGCAAGGGCAAGUUGAAAGAUAAAGAAUCGGGCUCGGAGGAGAAGCCAGGCGAUGAGGCGGCCGUGCUGGACAAAGCGGAGCGUUUCCUCGAUGAGUUCGAGCCGGGGGGCAAAGCGAGAUCGGAAUACGAGCGGGCUGUGGGCAAGGAGAAGGUGGGAUCCCACCCCGCCUGGCCCUGCGGCCCCCCCAGCCUCAGCCCGGCCGAGGCAGAGCCCUGCGCAGCGGCAGCUGGAAAAACAAAGGCGAAUGUCAAUAGUUGUGUGGGACCUUUGUCCCAAAGGUCUGCCAGCCGUCCCCCGGUGUCGAGCGAGGCCGACUGCGCGCUGGAUUUGUCUUUCAAACCCGUGCUGGGGAGAGAUUCCUUGCAGCCCUUCUAUGCCUUCGGACAGCUGGCUUCCGACAGCCAGCAGCAGGGCACCGAGCCACUGGUGAAGGAUGAACAAGAGUCGCUGUCAGAGCGGGAGGACGGCGAAGCCGGCAGUCCGGAGAGUCAGCAUUUUGGGAACUCGGCCAAGAGCCUGGUGACAGGGUUAGGACACAUGUUCGCAGGGAAUGGCAGCUCUCACGGCCGGGAGGAGGACCUAGACCAAGAGCGAGAGGAGAGCGAGGACGACAUGGACCCCGCGGACAUCUCUGCGGGCGUGCUGGUGCCUCCGGGGCACAUCUGCAUCUGCCCGCUGUGCAGCAAGGUGUUCCCCAGCCCUCACGUCCUGCAGCUGCACCUCAGCUCCCACUUCCGCGAUAAGGACGGCGCCAGGAGCCGCCUCUCCCCCGACGGCGCGGUGCCCACCUGCACCCUCUGCGGGAAGACUUUUUCCUGCAUGUACACCCUGAAGCGGCACGAGCGGACGCACUCGGGCGAGAAGCCCUACACCUGUGGGCAGUGCGGGAAGAGCUUCCAGUACUCACACAACCUGAGCCGCCACGCGGUCGUGCACACCCGUGAGAAGCCCCACGGCUGCAAGUGGUGCGAGAGACGCUUCACGCAGUCGGGGGAUCUGUACAGACACAUCCGCAAGUUCCACUGUGGCCUUGUCAAGUCUUUGGUUGUUUGAGACGUGGGAUUCUUAUUAUUUUCGCACCCCCCCCCCUACCCUCCCUCGCCCUCUUAAAGCAGGGAAAAAAGGCAGCAUUUGAAUCUUUUUUCCUUUUUUUUUUUUUUUUUUUUUUCCCUUUUUUAUUUUGGUGAUAUUCACUUUUCAGGUAUUUGAUCUUUAAAAGAUGCAGAGGUACACACUCCAGAGGCCUUUCAAUGCAAUUCCGCCCCCCGUUUCCCCAGCCCUGCCCCUCUCGCCUCUCUGCCCCUCAGAUCUUCCCAUGUUCCAUUAUUAAUGUGAAACAAUCUCACUAAUUCUGCAAUGAUUUAGCACCUGUUCUCGUGCUGGAAGUACUCGCUCUGUGGUUGUGGAGGUUCUAUUUAUUUAUUAAGUUUUAUUUUAAGUUGGAAGAAGAAUUGAUUAUCAAUUCUGGAGAAGUGCUUGGAUCCUGUUAAGCUCCCUGAUUCAUCUGCAUGUUGCCCAGAGAUGUUGGGGGAGAUGAGCGAUACUUUCAGUACAUUUCAGUGCAGAGGAAGUUCUCUGUAGUGCUCUCUCCUGAGUAGCUGGCAGCAGCCUUGUGGUGCUGGAGGAAACUCUGGCCCAGAAAGUAAAGGGAGGAGGGUGAGAAUUCCUGGGUACAUCUUUGGUACUGCUCACUUUUUAAAAUUCUCUUCAUUAUUUUGGAAUAGCUCCGCUAUUGAAUGUGAAGGUUUGCCUUCAGGCCUGACUUAUUUCCCUCCUACCUGUCUUCCUCACCUACGGAGCUGUCUGGUGGCCCCAAUGGGCAUGGAUCCAUGCUGUUCCCAGCUGCUUUUAUCCCCAUGUUGACACACAGGGACUGAUGUGGUGGGAACAGCUUUGGGCUGGUGCUGCUCCAGAAGGCAGGAGAUGCCCUGCUGUCUGCUCUGAGAGGUGCCUGCUGCCUUGCUUGGAUCAGCAGCUCAGGAUUUAAUUUAUUUUGAUUUUUCAUGAAGUUGGUGAUCCUUCUGGGCCUGGGUCUGUGCAAUCCCUGAGGGCCGAAUGAAGGGAAACCACUGGAGGCACAGCCCAGCUCUUCCCCCCCAUCCCACCCAGCCACUCACCACCUUUCCAGGGGAGGUUUUAGAUUUAGGUUUUUAUUAUUUUAAAUUCCUGUAAGCGGAGGCUGCCUGUAACCACAACCAGCUUUACUCCAAACGCAACUCAAAGCCUCGCCUGGUAGAGCAUCCUUUAUGUCAGAUGAUUCCCACCCCACUGAGUUCUCCAUUUGAGGUAUGUGUGUGUGGGGCUGAGGUACAUCAGAGGCUUCCGACUGCUGUUCUCCAUUACUGAUCUUCACCAGUUUUCCUGACGCUCCUGGAACUGUUCUGUGAAGCACAUAAGUUUAUUUUUAAAUGAACGUGAAGCACUGAGUUUGACUUUUUUUUUUUUUUUAAUUUUUUAUCUUUUUCUUCUUAAAGUUGUGCUUUAAAUACUGUAUUUCACCUUAUAAAGAGAAGAAUUGCCUAAAGCCUUCCCCCUCUGGUCCAAAACCUGAGCACUACCUACAUGAGUAAUAUGGGAUUUUGGUUUUUAUUUUUUAUAGCUAAGUACUUCCUCUUAAAGAAAAAAUAUGGAGAUAUACUUGUGGCAGCCUCCUCCCAUUCAUCUCUUAAACUAUGAAUGUACAUGUAAUGUGAAAUUUUGCUUCUAUUUAUAGUUUGGGGUUUUGUUUUCAGUCUGAUUUCUCAACUGUAAAAUAUUUUUGCUGAACCUGUUACAUAUGGAAGUCGUGGGAGAGUUCAUUAUCUUAAGUGUCUUUGGUACUGUGGUCUUAUUCUACUUAAUCAAUUUCUGUUCUAUUUCUCCUUUUGUUGCUGUGAUUGGAAAUAGCACUGAACAAAAUCUACUAAAAUUAAGUUAUUUUUUUUCUUUCUACUAAAAUUAAGUUAUUUUUUUCUCCUGAAGAUACUUGAUAUAGUAUUUAUUAGCUUUUUUUUUUUUUUGAAGUGGAGUUGUUACUGUUAAUCUAUUUCAAAACUAGUUACUUUACACUUUAAAUUUUAUAACGGUGGUUUUGCAUGUUGAACAACAUGUAAGGAGUUAUGUAGAGUCAGCAUUACUGGAGCUGGAGAUCUUAAUUUUGCAUCCUUGUUACGCUUUUUGCCUUUCAGUCUUCAGUUUGUUGGUUUUUUUGUUGGUUAUUUUUCCUAGGAGCAUAAAAGAGGGUGUGCCAUAAGACAUCCCUGGUCUAUGGAGCAGGGAAAGGUUGAACCAAGUUUGUGUUUGACGUUAGUAUAGGAAUAACUCAUUAAACUGAUGCUGUGAGCAUACUCUGUACUGCAGUGAAUACAGGACAAAAGUUGUUUUGUUUUUUUUUUUUUUAAAAAAAGGAAAACACAAAAAAGACUUUUCUCAUUCUUUCCUCCAUCACAAACACGUUGUUCUCAUAGUCUGGUAUUUGUGUUCCCACUCGUCAUAGCUUGAAUUUCUAAAGUAAAGAUGUUUGCACUUACUUUUGUUCCUAAGGUGACUUUUUUUUGGCGCUCUCUCUCUCUGUGUCUCCAACUUGGAGCUGCAGUAGCUCUGAGCAUCUCUUCCCAGGGGUUCGUGGCUCUACAGAGAAGUACUCAAACCAUUGCACACUGGGCUCAUCUUUGCAGGAACUCUGUCACUGUGGGGCAGUCUCUGUCUCAGUAGCGGACGGUGCUGCGCUGCAUUUUAAACACUGGAUUUGUCUUCUACUGCAAACAAAUACUGUGAAGUUGAUGUAAAAUCAAACAAAAAAAAAAAAAGAAAAAAAAUCAUUGAUACUUUUAAUUGUUUUUAAUCUUUGGUGCAGUUCAGAUUAAAUAUGUAUAUUUAAAGACACUAAUUUUUUUUUGUGGGAGAGUUUUAUAGUAUACAGUAUGUAGAAAAAGCUAUUGGAAUGGAGUAUAUUUUAUAAGAGCAUUCUAUCACUGUUUUAUAGUGAACUAUUUUUCCUUCAGUGUUAGCGUUGUGCUGUUAGCUUAGGUCUGACAAUCGCAGGGAGAGUGACUUCAGCUGUUGUUAGUGCUUAGUUUUGCGUGGAGUUCUGUUUGCAACUGUAUUGGUAUGUGCUGUACAAUGUGACAAUCGUGGCUAGGAUUGUUGUCUUUACAAACUUCCACAAAAUAAAAUGUGCUAGAGUUGUAAACUUGAGCCUCCUCUUCCCCCUGUAGCGGAAGGGGAGGGUGGUUGGGGUUGUUGUGACGUACAGCUGGUGCUGCUGCUUUUAUUGCGUUUGUUGAAGUUGGAAAAGACCUCUAAGGUCAUCUAGUCCACCUGCCACCAAUAUUGCCUACUGAAGUUGAUGCUCCACUAUUUCUUUUUUUUCAGGGUCGGUGGGAAUUGUAGAUAUGCAAGGUGCUGUGCACGGUUGGAUCCUGAGCCCACAUGGAUGGAGGGAGCUGUGCAGGCACCAAAACCUUGGUGGGUUUGGAAGAGCUGAGCUCUGCCCCGGCUCCUGCUGUCCUGCAGCUGUUUGCCUUCAGCAGGAGCUGGGGUUGGGAGGAGGAAGACAUGAGCUGCGCGCACCAGCUGCUGCUUGCGGGGAGGAGAGGAGCCCACGGAUGGUUUUGCACCUGCAUUAUGUCUUUUAUUGCUUAAUUCUUGUGAGGCAAAGGGCCCUGCUGGAAUCGGGCUGCUUUGGGAUGGUGCUUCUUAAGGGAGGGGCAAAUGAGAGGUGGUUCUGGUGAGCAGGCACAGCUAUCUGCCCUCUUGCUGUCAGGUUGUCGCUCCUCUGCAAUGCUAUCAAAACAGGAAUAUUUCCUGCAUUUAAUUGUGCUUGGUGCAGUCUGCGUGUCCAUCGCCAUCCAUAGGGAGCACUGGGCUGUGUGUCAUUCCUGCAACAUCUGGUUCUGAGGCAAAAAUCUUAGAAAUACUUACAAGUUUGUAUUUCUGCUUUUGGGGAGGGAGAAGGGUGGAAAAUCUCCCCGCAGUUGCUUUGUCUGUGGCAUGUUCUUUAAAUGAGUGGAAGGAGGUAUAACUCACCCUGCUCAAAUCUGGGUGCUGCACUAGGGAGGCAGCAAGCUUUCUUUGGUGGGGAAAGGGGAGGGUCUGGGGGUGGGAGGGAGAAGAAGCAAGAAGAGCUCCUCCUGGGAGAUGGGCAGCUAUAAAUAACUGCACAUAGACUGAGGGGAGCAGCCCACGUCUGUGCUGGUGUGGGCAUGCUGUGCCUUUUUUUGUUGUUAUUGCUGUUGUUAUCAAUUGCUAAUGUGAAUUCUGGCACUCCAGAUCCUGAUGACUGUUGUUCUGAUAACAUAAUUAAAUCUGCGGAAUGUGAAAGAAGAAAUCCAGCUGCUGAGUUGAUGCUGGAGGGGCUGUGUGCACAUGGAGGGACCAAAGGAACCUUCAGAUGCUUCUGGGCGCAGGUUCCUGACUUGCAGGUACACAGGGAGUGUUGCUGCCCUUAGUUAUGAGUGAGGGGUAAUAGCAUAGAAUCAUAAAGGUUAGAAAAGACUAUUAAAAUCACCUAGUCCAAAUCCAACCCAUCCUCAUCAUGCCUGCUGACCAUGUACCUCAGUGCCACAUUUCCAUAGUUCUUAAUGCCUCCAGGAAUGGUCACUCCAUCACCUCCCUGGGCAGCUGUGCCAAUGCCUCACCACUCCAGAGAAGAAAUUUUUCCAACUGCCCAACCUGAAGGGAUGUCUGUCCUCCCAGCUGUGAGGAUCAGUCCUGGAAGGUGCUGGCAAAGAGGGUUCCCACUGCUCUUGUAAAGCUUGGCUCUUGUUGAGAUGAGUCUUACGAGAUGUUUUCAUUUUUAAUUUCUGUUUUCAAGUGACUUCCAGAGAUGAUUUGGCCUUGGGUAUGCAUAACAGUUGCAGUGUCUCUAUGCCAGUGAUAAGGGAAUCCUCCAUGAGAAACAGUUGGGGUUGGGGAGCGUAGAGAGGAUCUCUUGCCCAGCUUGGUGGUGGCACCUCUGCUGUCCAGCUUCUGUGGCUGUCAUUGUGUCUGAGCUUCAGUUGCCUUUAAGUAUUCUUCUGUGCCUUCUUGCUGAGGUAUGUGCACAGAAGAACAUGAAGCAGCAGCUGUUAUCUGAGGAAAUCAAUGGCAGGUGUGACCCAGCAAAAACAGCCUAUGUAGAACAAAGCUGGGCUUGAGUGAAAUGGAGUAUGGUGAGGUUGGUGUGUGAAAACGCCUUGCCCUGAGAGGAGAAAGAAGAACUGUGCACACAGUGACCUGCUUGGGGAACAUUUUGUCUCAAAUUACUUGCUGUUUGGUACUGAGAAGGACUGGACUGGAAGUGCUGUGGAUUGAGCAACUUUGCACAGAGAGGUGUCUUUCACCACAGUGCAUCCAAGGGCUGCUGCUCUGUUGCCCAUGCAUGUGACUGAGGUGAGGACGAUGGCUGAAAAAGAAUGUAGGGCACUUUCCAAGCUUGUACCUCUGCCUUCUUGACUGGUUCUUUUCAUCCCGAUUAAAAAAUAAAAAAUAUCACUAGCACUGUUGAAUAGGAGGAGAAAGAGCAAACAGUUCAGUUAUUGUUACCUGUUUCCUGUUUGUUAUGCUCUGUCAUACAGCUGCACACUUCUGUACACAGCUGCCUCCUGGCUGCCUCCUGUGUCCUUUUAGAAGGAGCUGUUGCAGAAAAUAAAAGUGCUUGCUAACCUGACUUUACAAAUAAAGACCUAUUACUGCAGAUGAA